GAAGAAUAGUGUAUAGGCAUACGGACUAGAGAAAGAGAUCAAGAUCUCGGUUUUGCGUAGGAAUUUAAAUAAUCACUUCAAUGGCUUCAAAAUUGUUAAUGAUCAUUGUCUUUGUUUUCGAUCUAAUUGCUUUUGCCUUGGCUGUUGCUGCUGAGCAAAGAAGAAGCACUGCCACGAUAAAGUUGGAUAACGAGAGAAAUUAUAACUAUUGCGUAUAUGACUCCGAUAUUUCUACUGGAUUUGGAGUCGGCGCAUUUCUUUUCCUCAUGGCGAGUCAAGCACUCAUAAUGUUUACCAGUAGAUGCUUCUGCUGCGGCAAGGCUCUAACUCCUGGAAGUUCGAGGGCGUGUGCAGUUCUUCUUUUCGUUUUUUGCUGGGUGACAUUUUUCAUUGCUGAGGUUUGCUUGCUGGCUGGAUCGGUGAGGAAUGCUUAUCACACUAAGUAUAGAACGCGGUUUUUUGAAAACCCUCCUUCUUGCGAGACGGUGAGAAAGGGAGUUUUUGCAGCAGGAGCGUCUUUCAUUUUCUUCACCGGCAUUAUCUCUGAGUUUUACUAUAUUUCUUAUUCCAAGGCUCGGGGAAGCCCGGGACCAUAUGGAGGAGAAGCUGGAAUUGGUAUGGGACUGUUUAAGUGAGUUAGAUAAAGCCUCCAGGGUACGCUCUCUGCAUCAUAUUGGAUUUUUGGUUUGCUACUUAUCUUGGUAUAGGAGUCUACUAUAGUUGAAAAAAAGCAUAAAAUUCAUAUACUUAUUUCUAAUAUUGAUACUUCUAUGACCCUGUAAAAUUUUUCCUUGUUAUGUGGAUGUAUUAUCUGUAUGAAUCUCUUAUUCUGUUACUUUACAUUACAAGAAACUUGAGCAA
Molecule: messenger RNA, 861 nt
Organism: Olea europaea var. sylvestris
Lineage: Eukaryota; Viridiplantae; Streptophyta; Magnoliopsida; Lamiales; Oleaceae
Exons: 3
Coding region: 81-635 (184 amino acids)
Source: RefSeq, a predicted model, not a curated record